ACUAUCCCUCUCAUAAGUAUCCAAUCUCCCUCUCUUGGAGUCUCUCUCUGCAACUGCUCUAUUCAACUUGGAGCAGAGACUGGACCAAUUUUUUAUUUAUUUAAUCAAAUAAAUAAAAACUUUAUACUAUAAUAAUAUUUAUUGAGAAUUUCAUUUCAACUAUGGGAAGCAACACUGCUGAAUCACUCGCUACCACCAUUACCGAAACCAGCAAUCCCAACGCUUCAUUCAAGCGUACCAGGAGCCACGUGGUUUUCCGUCUUCUCUGCCACGCGUCACGCGUCGGAGCUUUCAUCGGCAAGGCCGGUUCCGCCAUUAAGUCGCUUCAGCAACUAACCGAUGCUAAGAUCCGAGUUGACAAUGCUCCGAUGGAGUGUCCUGAGCGGGUUAUCGUGGUUGUCGUCAAGCUUGAUGGUCAGGAUGAUGAUGGAGAAGUUCCCAAGCCGACGGAGGCUUUGCUGAAGGUGUUUGAGAGGAUUCUUGACGUGGCUGCUGCUGAGAGUGAGGGGACUGAAGUUGGAGAUAGGGUGGUUUCGUGUAGGCUGUUGGCGAAUGGUGGUCAGGCGGGUUCUGUCAUCGGGAAAGGAGGGAAGGUUGUGGAGAAGAUCAGGAGUGAUACUGGAUGUCGAAUUAGGGUUUUGAAUGACAAGCUGCCGGUGUGCAUUAAGCCUUCCGAUGAAAUCAUUGAGAUACAAGGCAUCGUGUCAUCUGUAAAGAAGGCCCUCAUUGCUGUCGCUGGCCGACUUCAAGAUUCUCCUCCUCCUGACAGAACAAAAAUGAUGGGAGCCAGACCUAAUGAAGUAUCUCAGCAUGAAACUUCUGCUGUUCCCCAUGAGGGUUUAACUGAACCGAAUAUGGAUUGCCAUCUGCAGAAGACCUCUGCAUUAUCUACCUCACCCAUUAGGUCUAAUGACAGUGCCUCUAAAGUUCAUCCGUCGUCAGCUGAAGCUAAUAGAGUCUCAGCCCUGGAUCCGGAAGUGCUUCAGCAGGAAGUUACCUUUAGAAUUCUUUGUUCCCGUGAUAGGAUUGACAAUGUAAUUGGGAAAGGUGAAAGUACUUUGAAAACUCUUCAGAAUGAAAUAGGAGCUACUAUUAGUGUUGGUCCUCCGGUAUUUGAGUGCGAGGAUCGGCUAAUUACUAUUACUGCUUUAGAGAAUCCUGAAUCAAGAUUUUCUCCAGCACAGAAGGCUGUUGUGCUUGUUUUCUCCAGGUCUGUUGAGGGUUCUGUUGAGAAGGGGCCAGACUCGCGAUCAUACAAGGGGCCAUCUGUCACUGCACGACUUGUAGUCCCAUCCAACCAAGUGGGUGUUUUGUUAGGGAAAGCAGGAGCAAUAGUCUCCGAAAUCCGGAAAGCCACAUGGACUAACAUCCGAGUAAUUGGGAAUGGUCAAGUUCCAAAGUGUGCAUCUUAUAAUGAUCAAGUGGUACAGAUAACAGGUGAUUUUCCGAAUGUUCAAGAUGCAUUAUAUAAAGCUACUAGUAGACUGCGAGAACAUCUUUUUGCCAUAACACAAAACAGUGGUGGAACUGGUUCCAACAGGAUUCUGAGGGACCCCAUUCCUUUAAGUCUUGGAGGCCAACCCGUUGUUGGUGUUAAUCAUGACCUUAAUGUUCAUUCUUUAUCUCAAAGCAUAGAUCAUCUGACUCUUUCUCGAGAUUUAGACCGUUCUUCUGCACCAGGGGCAUGGGCACCAAAGACUGUGGGUGGGAUAAGUUCUGGACUCCCUGAUGAUGUGAGCAGGAGAUGGAAUCCUCAGAAAGGUGGCUUAGAACUUGGCAGUGGGAGUGCAACUUCUGUUGUAACUAAUACAACUGUGGAAAUUAUGGUUCCGAAUAAUAUUAUUGGCCGUGUAUAUGGGGAAAAGGGUAACAAUCUGAAUCAAUUGAGACAGAUAUCAGGGGCCAAGGUUACCGUUCGUGAAGCUCAUCCGGGAACAAGUAAUGGAACUACUAUUGUCCUAUCGGGCACACCCGAUGAAACCCAAGCAGCCCAGAGCCUUCUCCAAGCAUUUAUUAUCAAUGGAUCAUCAGGAUAAUAUCACCUGGCUGAUGCCCCAUAGAUUUUCAACAGUUUUAAAUUUUGUCAGACUUAGUUUUCCCAUUUUUGCGAAUAAGUUUUUGACCUCACCGAAAAGCAUGUACAGGUCAUUGAUUUUAUGCCGCCAAUAAUCUUUUGAUAAAUCAAUUCAGCGCAGGCUGUUCAUUAAACGGCAGUAUACCGUCUCAA
Messenger RNA from Lathyrus oleraceus (garden pea), 2227 nucleotides. Its product is annotated as KH domain-containing protein HEN4. Gene Ontology annotation, molecular function: RNA binding. The transcript is spliced from 7 exons. NCBI's taxonomy places the organism in Eukaryota, Viridiplantae, Streptophyta, Magnoliopsida, Fabales, Fabaceae. Bases 162 to 2036 code for a protein of 624 amino acids. The record is from RefSeq and is a predicted model, not a curated record.